CAAUGUCAUUUCAUUGAUUUUUCUAAAAGAAACGAAGGAAAGGGGUCUCAAAACAAAUAAAUAUUAGUUACUGCUAAAAGUAUUAGGAUUUAAGAUGGCUCAAACAGCAGGCGUGAAGCCCAUGACCAUCGCUGGUCGUGUGGCAUCGGAAAGAGAGAGAUGUAUAGGUAUGACUGAUGCCGAAAGGGCAUGGCGCAAGCAAUGGCUACAAGACCAAGUAUUAGCUUCAAACGAACCUGUACAUGUUGAAGAAUACUGGAGAGAGCGAACUAAUCCUAUACGUCGUCUCUAUCGUAAACCCCUGGAUGUAUUAUACAACAAGCUUGCUCCUGUACUGGGACAGCAACGUGCAGCAGAUUACAGAUACAUCGCAGGAAAAAUAGGUUUAUUUACUGUGGGUGUUUUGUGUAUCCAUUACUAUUUUAAAUAUCAUGGAAAUGACUGGACUAAAAAAGGAGGGUGGAGAAUUACAAAAACUAAACCAAUGGUGCUACCUGGACAACCUGGUUUUCCAUUCAAAUCAGAGCGUAGCAAGGAUUCUGACUAUGCUGAUAGGGGUUUCAGCAAAUCUGUCUUUACAAAGUAGAUAGUAAUGUUAUGUAUAAAUAAAGUAGAUAAUUUGGCACUGCAUAUUUAAUUGAAGUUAAAUUAAAAUAAACUCAUUUUCUGUUA
Molecule: messenger RNA, 672 nt
Organism: Maniola jurtina (meadow brown)
Lineage: Eukaryota; Metazoa; Arthropoda; Insecta; Lepidoptera; Nymphalidae
Gene: ND-B17
Exons: 3
Coding region: 95-586 (163 amino acids)
Biological process (GO): mitochondrial electron transport, NADH to ubiquinone
Source: RefSeq, a predicted model, not a curated record